AUGCAAACCAAUCAGAUUCACAAAGUCUGCUGUCAUAUUGCGAUUCUCUUGUUUCUCCUUUGUGCAGUAGUGAAUGCACAACUGACAGCUAUCAAGUACAAUGUUUCAGUUGUGGUUGCUGGUGAGAAGGAGGGAAGUAAUAUACCAUCCUCUUUCGUAUUCUCUCGUCCCAACAUGUUUGCCAUCUCUGCCUCGAGUAAUAUUCUCUACAUGACUGAGGAUAGCAUGACCAAGAUUAGAAUGUUGGAUACUGUGAGUGGAAUUACAACUUUAACGAAGGAUUUGGAGUUUCAACCAGGAGGUGUUGCUCUCUAUCCAAAUUCCAAUGAUUUGCUCAUUAGUGAUCCAGUAGGAGGUGUCAUUGUUAGAUUAAAUUCGAAGGGAAUUCAAACAAUUGUGGCAGGAAUGAAGGGUGACUUGGGUUACAGUGGAGACAAUGGUUUGGCAACUCGUGCAAGAUUGAAUACUCCAACUGGUGUUGCAGUAGCAUCGAAUGGUGAAGUUUAUAUUGCUGAUAAAUCAAAUCAUGUGAUUAGAAAGAUUUCUCUAAAUGGUAAUAUUUCAACAAUAGCUGGAAAUGGUGAAGAAGGAUUUUCUGGUGAUGGCGGAAAUGCCAAAACAGCACAAUUGAAUAGUCCAAUUGGUUUGUCAAUUAGUUCAACUGGUGAAUUGUAUAUUGCCGAUUCAAAGAAUCACGUUAUUCGAAAGAUUGAUGCAAAUGGAAUAAUUUCCACUUUUGCUGGAAAUGGAACCAUAAAUGGUUAUGGAGGAGAUGGUUCUCAAGCAAAGCAAGCUCUACUGAACACACCUUAUGGUGUUUUCUUUUAUGAAUCCACUGGUGAGGUCUAUAUUGCUGAUACUUUGAAUUCCCUUAUUCGAAAGGUUUCGAAAAGUGGAAUUAUUUCAACAGUUGCUGGAGUCCCAAAUAGUAGUGGUUAUAGCAGAGAAGAUGAAAACGUUCCUGCAACUUCAGCCCUUCUUUCUGCUCCAACCAGUGUUGCUCUAUCAAGCUUGGGCGAAAUGUUUAUUGCAGAUAAUGGAAACUUGUAUAUUCGAAAGGUUGACACUAAAGGAAAUAGUAUCACUCUCACCCUCAAACCAGACUUUACUGGAGAUGUUAAAAAGUUUACAGGAGAUGGCUACAACAGCCAACAAGCCUUUGUCUACUAUCCUAAACAUGCCUGCACAAACAUUCUAGACGAAACUUUCAUAGCCGAAAGUGCCUAUCACAAAAUCAGAAAAAUCUCCCCAAAUGGUAUUAUCUCACAAUACGCCGGCACAGGUGACCAUGGCUAUAGUGGUGAUGGAUCAGAUGCCAAGUUGGCCAAGUUCAACGAACCAACCAGAAUUGCAUGUUCCAAAAAUGGUGAUAUUUUCAUUGCAGAUUUGUUUAAUGGAGCAAUUAGAAGGAUUUUUGCAUCGAAUGGAACUGUUGAUACAGUUGUGAGUGGUUUGGGUUCUCCUCAAGCUGUAAUUUUGACAGAGAGUGGUGAGUUGUUGGUGGCUGAUAGAUCGAGUCAUGUUAUUCGAAAGAUUUCUACAAAUGGAGUGAUGAGUAUCAUUGCUGGAGUGUUGGAAGAUGGUGGGUUCAAUGGUGAUGGAUUGGCAACAAAGACAAAGUUCAGUGGUCCACAAGAUAUCGCACUGGCUCCAAAUGGUGAUUUGUAUAUUGCUGAUUAUGAUAAUUAUCUCAUUAGAAAGCUCUCUAAGAAUGGUAAUAUUACAACAGUGGCAGGUAAUGGAGACAGCACUGUUGGUGAAGAUUUUGGAAUUGCUACAAGUACUGGAAUUGGAUAUCCUUCAUCGGUUGCUGUUUCAAAAGAGGGAGAAGUUUUCUUCUCAGAUGGAAACAAUAUUCGAAAGAUUACUUCAAAGGGAAUUCUGGUAACAAUCUUUGGAAGCAAAAACAGUAGCAUUCCUGAAUCAUAUUCUGAUGCAACAACCAUUUUUAUGAGUGCUACAGGUCUUUCAUUUACUCCAAAAGGAGAUUUGUUAGUUUCAGGUGGUUUCUCCAAUCGUAUUCUCAAGAUUUCCAAACAAGCUUGUCCAGCCAACUCUCUCACCGAUGAAACCAACACUUUUUGUCUUCCACUCUGUUUUGGAACUCUUUACAAUGAUCCAUUAGCAUGUUCCGGAAAUGGAAAUUGCACUUCCAUCAAUACUUGUUCAUGUAAGAGUGGAUUUGGAGGUGAGAGAUGUGGAGAUAGAGUUUUACCUCAACCUUCAACUUUUAGCUCAAAGAGAGGAGUCAAUUCAAUGGUUCUUGGAUCAGCAUUGAGUAUUUACAAUGGAUUUACAAAUAUGGCAAUGACAAUUGGCAUGAUUGUUAUUUAUUUUAUAUUAAUAUUACAAUAA
This is a messenger RNA of Naegleria gruberi, 2355 nucleotides long. RefSeq lists its product as uncharacterized. NCBI's taxonomy places the organism in Eukaryota, Heterolobosea, Eutetramitea, Acrasida, Naegleriidae. The record is from RefSeq and is a predicted model, not a curated record. Gene Ontology annotation, molecular function: protein binding. The transcript has a single exon. The coding region runs from base 1 to 2355 and encodes 784 amino acids.